AUGGUCGCUAAACUUGGCAUCAACGGUUUUGGUCGUAUCGGUCGUUUGGUGUUCCGUGCCUCUUUGGAGAAGGCGGACUUGGAGCCUGUUGCCAUCAACGAGCCUUUCAUGGACCUGGAGUACAUGAUGUACCAGUUGAAGUACGAUACCGUUCAUGGUCGCUUCCCCGGCACCGUGGAGGCCAAGGGCGACAAGCUGGUGGUGAACGGUAAGGAGAUUACUGUGUUCCGGGAGAAGGAGCCAUCCAACAUUGCCUGGGGGUCCGCUAACGUCGACAUCGUUUGCGAGUCCACUGGUAUCUUCACCACCCAGGAGUUGGCCGCCAAGCACCUUGCUGGUGGCGCCAAGAAGGUCAUCAUCUCCGCUCCCCCCAAGGACGCCGUCCCCAUGUUCGUGAUGGGUGUAAACCACACUGAAUAUAAACCGGAGAUUAACGUUCUCUCCAACGCGUCCUGCACUACCAACUGCCUUGCGCCUUUGGCCAAGGUCGUGCACGAAGCCUUCGGCAUUAAGGAAGGUCUCAUGACCACUGUGCACUCCCUCACCGCCAACCAACUCACCGUUGACGGCCCCUCUCGUGGUGGCAAGGACUGGAGAGCUGGAAGAUCCGCUGGCGUCAACAUCAUCCCCUCAUCCACCGGCGCUGCCAAGGCUGUCGGCAAGGUCAUCCCUUCACUCAACGGCAAAUUAACAGGCAUGGCCAUCCGAGUCCCCACCGUCGAUGUCUCCGUCGUCGACUUGACCUGCUCGCUUGAGAAACCCGCCUCCUAUGACGAGAUCAUCGAAGUCAUCAAAAAGGCCGCUGAUGGCCCAAUGAAGGGCGUUCUCGCAUACACCGACCAUGAUGCCGUCUCCAGCGACUUCAUCCAUGACAAGGCCUCCUCCACCGUCGAUAUCAAGGCAGGCAUUUCCCUCAACCCCACCUUCGUCAAGCUCAUCUCCUGGUACGACAACGAGUGGGGCUACUCCAACAGACUCUGCGACCUCGCCGCCCACGUCGGCAAGACUUGUGGCUUCUAA
Messenger RNA from Gregarina niphandrodes, 1020 nucleotides. Its product is annotated as glyceraldehyde-3-phosphate dehydrogenase. Gene Ontology annotation, molecular function: oxidoreductase activity, acting on the aldehyde or oxo group of donors, NAD or NADP as acceptor; NADP binding; NAD binding. The record is from RefSeq and is a predicted model, not a curated record. Gene Ontology annotation, biological process: glucose metabolic process. Bases 1 to 1020 code for a protein of 339 amino acids. Lineage: Eukaryota; Apicomplexa; Conoidasida; Eugregarinorida; Gregarinidae. The transcript has a single exon.